AUGAGUGACAAGAUCCCCUCGUGGAAUAUCGUCCACAAGCUGGAGAAGCGUCAGCUUCUCAUUGGCAUCAACUGUGUCGCUGGCCUAUCUAUUCUGUUCUUCGGUUAUGACCAAGGAAUGAUGGCCGGUGUCAACAAUGCGAAGGACUAUAUCGAUCGCAUGGGAUUCGGUUACACUAAGAUGGUGGACGGCGAGCAUACCCCGGUGGUUACAAAUUCCCUGCUACAGGGUGGUAUUGUGUCGGUGUAUUACCUGGGAACGCUUUUCGGCGCCUUGUUCGGUGGCUGGCUCGGAGACCGGAUGGGAAGAAUCAAGACCAUCGCGGCUGGUGCUAUGUGGGCUAUCUUGGGUGCGGCCCUACAGUGCUCGGCCAUGAACCACAACUGGAUGAUUUGCGCGCGUUUCAUUAACGGUAUUGGAACCGGUAUCUUGAAUGCUAUCAUUCCCGUCUGGGCUACCGAGACGGCUGAACAUACUUCUCGCGGACAAUUCAUUGCCAUUGAGUUCACUUUGAAUAUCUUUGGUGUUGUCUUGGCUUAUUGGUUGGAGUUUGGCCUAUCCUUCAUCGACAAUGGAGAAUCAGCCUUCCGCUGGAGAUUCCCCAUCGCAUUCCAGAUCAUCUUCCUGAUCAUUCUCUUCUCGGUCGUCUGGAUUUUCCCAGAGUCUCCCCGAUGGCUCGUCAAGGUCGGCCGGGAGGACGAGGCCCGGUACGUUCUACAGCGCCUGCGUGGGUCUAGCGGAGAGGAUCUCAUCCGCGCCGAAGCCGAGUUCCAGGAUAUUCUGAGCAUCGCCGAGCUGGAGCGGACAAUGAACCACGGAGACUCCUAUCUGUCGAUGCUGUUUGGAUACAAAUCCGGGGAUCUCCACAUCGGCCGCCGCGUACAGCUGGUCAUUUGGCUACAGAUCAUGCAGGAAUGGGUUGGUAUCGCCGGUGUCACCGUGUACGCACCGACCAUCUUCGGUAUUGCUGGGUUUGACUCGAUGAAGAGUCAAUGGAUCAGUGGUUUGAACAAUAUCUUCUACAUGUUCGCUACACUGGUCUGUGUCUUUACUCUCGAUCGCAUCGGUCGCCGCUGGACCCUGUACUGGGGUGCAGUUGUCCAGGGCAUUGCCAUGUUCCUUGCCGGUGGCUUUUCCCGCCUCGCAAUCGAUAACAAGGCAGCGGGUGACAUGGGCAAGGCCUCCUCGUACGGUGCAGCAGCAGCAUCGAUGAUCUUUAUUUUCACCUCUGCAUUCGGCGCAUCGUGGCUCACCGUUCCUUGGGUAUACCCAGCCGAAAUUUUCCCGCUGGCCGUGCGCGCACGAGGAAACGCCUUCGGUGUCGUCGGAUGGAGUAUUGGAAACGGAUGGCUGACUCUCCUGUGCCCAGUGAUGUUCAAUGCUAUCGGCGAGAAGACCCUUUACGUUUUCGCAGCCAGCAAUGUCAUUGCCAUUCCCAUGGUGUGGGCUCUAUACCCGGAGAGCAACCAGCGCACGCUGGAGGAUAUGGAUCUCCUCUUUGCAGCCGACACGCCCUGGACUUGGGAUGCGGAGAAGAAGUUUGCGCGUCUCAAGGCGGAGAACCCUGGGAUGGUGCAGAGUCUUGGAAACACGGGCAGUCUGGUGGAUCCGGAGACUGGAAAGACUCUUUCUAUUAGUGCUGUUGCGGCUUCUAAGGCUGGUGAUAGUGCCGUAGCUGCGGAGCACGUAGAUCGCGCUUAG
Molecule: messenger RNA, 1701 nt
Organism: Penicillium bovifimosum
Lineage: Eukaryota; Fungi; Ascomycota; Eurotiomycetes; Eurotiales; Aspergillaceae
Exons: 6
Coding region: 1-1701 (566 amino acids)
Biological process (GO): transmembrane transport; carbohydrate transport
Cellular component (GO): membrane
Molecular function (GO): carbohydrate:proton symporter activity
Source: RefSeq, a predicted model, not a curated record